This is a messenger RNA of Didymodactylos carnosus, 2109 nucleotides long. Lineage: Eukaryota; Metazoa; Rotifera; Eurotatoria; Philodinida; Philodinidae. The record is from the annotation of a GenBank genome assembly.
AUGCGACCCCAAAGUUAUUACAGGGAUGAUAGUUAUGAUGAUGAUGAUGACGAUCGGGACAAAUAUCAACGAGCUGACGAACCGGACAGAUAUCUAGCAGACGACUAUGAUAAUCGAAAAAAAACAACCAAAAAAACCUUUCCCGACUGUUUAUUCGGCUCUUCAAAAGCAGUCAAACCAUUUAAUAUGCAAAAUAUGUUUGAAACGGAAAUUCGACGGUUAUCAAAGACUAUUAACACCGAAAAUAGUGAUGAUGAAAUCAAUGAUGCUACUCGUCAAAGUAUUAUUGCAAAAGCAGCAGUUCAUGUUUCAAGCUCUUUACUUUCAUCGUUGUUUUGUGAUUUAAAUGGAACAGAUACAGAAAAUUUAGAUGAAUUUUUACGUCAAUUCCAAGUUCCAGAAAAAUUUUGUUCAUUACACUCUAAAAUAGAUUGUGAUGCUUACAAAGACCGUCGUCAUAUUUCGGGUAUAUGUAAUAAUUUGAAAAAUCCGCAUUAUGGUAGUGCCGGUACACCAUUCACUCGUAUAAAGAAAGCCGUCUACGACGAUGGUCUGGGUAAACGAAGAUCCAAAUCAGUGACUGGCCGACCAUUACCGUCAGCACGUGACUGUAGUUUACGAUUAUUUCAGAAUAAGCAACAAUUUUCUCGAUCAUAUACAAAUUAUUUUGUUAUAUUUGGACAGUUUAUUGGACAUGAUAUGUCACUUGCCGCACCAGCAAAAGAUGGAUCUGGUAAACCGAUAGCAUGUGGUUGUAAUCGUAAUGAUGAUAUGUGUUCUAAUGUAAAAAUUCCACCAAAUGAUCCAUGGAUGUCUGAUCAAAAAUGUAUGGCUAUUCCAGCAACAGCUGAAGCGUUUCCUGAUCAAAUCUGUUCGUUAGGUAUACGAGAACAAAAGAAUGACAACACACAUUUUAUUGAUUUGUCAGUUGUAUACGGAAGUAGUCAAGAGACAAUAGAUAAUUUUCGUGAACAUACUGAUGGUUUACUGAUAGUCACAGAUGUUACUCCAUAUAAAGAUUAUUUGCCUCAACAACAAAGUGGACAAUCUUGCGUUGAUGCAGACGACCGAGUCAAAUGUGAUGGACGUGUUAUGGAAAAUCUUGUAUUGACCGGCAUAGUGACACAAUGGUGGCGUUUUCAUAAUAUGUUAGCAAGAAAAUUAAAAGAACUACACAGUGACUGGUCUGAUGAUGAGUUAUUUGAAGGAGCGAAAAAAAUUAAUGUGGGCUACUUUCAAAAGGUUGUUUUUGAUGAGUAUUUACCUAUGUUGCUUGGACAAGAGCUUACUGAUCAAUUCUUUCCAGACGGACCAACUAAAUAUGACCCAGAGAAAAUACCUGGAGUUUGGACCGAAUUUUCCACAGCUGCAUUUCGCUGUCACUCACUUGUUCGUGAAUGGUAUAGUCGUGCGACACCGUACCAUAAACUUAUCGAUCAAAAAUUGCUAUGGGACAUAAGUCUUCGUGCUGCACCAGCUUGGGAUUUUAACUUUGGUGGUCUAGAUGCAUACCUUCGUGGUAGUGUCAAUGAUUUCGGAUACGCAUGGGAUUGGAAUUUUGCCGAUCAAAUAAGACAUCAUUUAUUUGAAACAAAUGAUAAGAAAGCUGAAACAAAACGUUACGAUUUGCCAGCAAUGAAUAUAAAUCGUUGCCGAGCACAUGGUAUUUCUAGUUAUAAUGUCUAUCGUGAAUGGUGCGGCUAUAAAAGGGCAAAGAAAUUUUCAGACUUUUCUGACACAAUAAAUACUGAAGGAAUUCAAAAUUUGAGAGAAGUAUAUGACGACCCAGAUGAUGUCGAUUUAUUCGCUGGUUUAAACAUGGAAGAUUCUGUUCCUGGAGGACUUAUUGGAAAAACAUCGGCAUGUAUUGUUGCUAGACAAUUCGCACUGAUACAAGUCUCUGAUCGAUUUUAUUAUGAACAUGAAGGUGUUUUUACUCCAGCUCAACUUCAAGCACUUAAAGAUUUCACACAUCGAAGUUUUAUGUGUGAUACCGUGGAAACAUACUCAAUGCAAACGGAUCCGUACAAACCUCGAACACCUGAAGGAAAUGAACAAAUACCAUGUACUGAAAAUUAUGCGACCUUGAAUAUGGAGCCAUGGAGAUAA